This is a messenger RNA of Moesziomyces aphidis, 531 nucleotides long. Lineage: Eukaryota; Fungi; Basidiomycota; Ustilaginomycetes; Ustilaginales; Ustilaginaceae. The record is from the annotation of a GenBank genome assembly.
AUGUCGUCGUCGUCGUCAUCAUCCAAGCCGCCUUCCGCUUCGGGCGGGGCUGACAAGAUCAACGUGCUCUUCUGCUGUCUGGGCAACAUCUGUCGCUCACCCAUGGCGCUGGCCGUGUUCGAGGACACGUGCGUGCAGGCCGGGGUGCGCGAUCGAUUCGGCAUCCUCGACUCGUGCGGCACGGGCAACUAUCACGAGGGCGAAGAACCGGACGAGCGUACGACAGCGCUACUCGUCCGGCGAAACAUCCCCUACGAUGCCGAGAACUUUGCGCGCGGCGUGCGCGAUGCCGACUUUACCACGUUCCACUACAUCUUUGGCAUGGACACCAACAAUGUUCGCAACCUCAAGACCAUGGCUCCGCGUGGAAGCACCGCACGCAUCAGGCUGUUCGGAGACGUGGACGAUAACAAGCCCAUCGCCGAUCCGUACUACAUCGGCGGCAAGCAAGGCUUCGAGACCACGUACAAGCAGGUGCGAAGGUACUCGGAAAAGUUCCUGCAGGAACUCGGCCUCACCAAAGCAGAGUAG